Messenger RNA from Cetraspora pellucida, 885 nucleotides. Lineage: Eukaryota; Fungi; Glomeromycota; Glomeromycetes; Diversisporales; Gigasporaceae. The record is from the annotation of a GenBank genome assembly.
AUGAACUCUCAGCAAUCUAAUGAUCAUAGGAUUUUCUCUAAUGUUUUUGAAGAUGACAAUUUAUUGACUUUUAACAACAACUGUCUCUCUGGAAGUUACCAUAUGCCUGUGAAUAGCUCUUUGCCAAAUAGAAGCAAUCAAGCCAAUGAUAGAAGACAAGUCCAAGCACAAGAACCAGACAUUCUGAAAUUAAUUUUGCAAGAAAUUGCUGCUGGGUUUAAAGAAGUAACUGUAGAAGUUGCUGUUACUACCAGACCUCCUGUUCAUGAAACAAAUCUAGUCUGUGGAAGAGACAAAGCAUAUGAUAAAAGAACUCAAAACCAAAAUCAGCCCCAAAUGCAAAAUCGAAUAGCACCUCAAGCCCAGCCUCAAGUUCAUGUGAAUCAUGCUACAACACCAACCCAGAUCCUCCCCUGUCCAAGAGAUGUCAAUCACAUAAGUAUACUCAAUAAACCAGAUAAAAAUGUUAAUGAAAAUGAAGCCUUUACUGCACCUGCUGCCCCUGAAAUCAUGCCUACCAUGGCCCUAUCAAGUGAAAACUUAUUAGUAACAACUAUCUCAAUAAUGUCUACUCCAGUAAUGCCUGCCCUAGCAGCACCUAUACUAGUAGAUUUCCCACAAUUCCACCAAACUGGUGCUUAUUUGCAUGCUGAUGAAAGAAAGCUGUAUAUGCAAUGCCAGAGUAAAUUUGUGAAAAUACUUAUGUUUUAUGAAGGAGAAAUCCCACCAGCUCCUCCAGCAAUAAAAAAGAAGCCUGAAAAACCAAAAAAGUCAGAUAAUAAAGACCCAUUCGAUGAUUUCGAAUUCGACAAUGAAGAUUUAAAUGAAACAGAAGAGUUUUUGACCAACCAAUGUAGCAAGUUGGAGCUGUACAAUAAUCUGUAG